AUGCGGCAUCCCGCUGCUCCGACCGUGAUAGCCUUUCUACUGGGGUUGUUGGCGUUCUUUCUUUUGUGGGGAAAGCUCCGAGGCGAUGGACACCAUGAGGGAAACCCGCAUCCGGAUGAUGUGCCGCCGAAAGCGAAAGAAGAAAUUGUUGAAGAAGAAGAAGAAGAAGAAGAAGAAGAAGAAGAAGAAGAAGAAGAAGAAGAAGAAGAAGAAGAAGAAGAAGAAGAAGAAGAAGAAGAAGAAGAAGCUGGCGAGGGGUAG
This is a messenger RNA of Paraphaeosphaeria sporulosa, 261 nucleotides long. RefSeq lists its product as uncharacterized. NCBI's taxonomy places the organism in Eukaryota, Fungi, Ascomycota, Dothideomycetes, Pleosporales, Didymosphaeriaceae. Bases 1 to 261 code for a protein of 86 amino acids. The transcript has a single exon. The record is from RefSeq and is a predicted model, not a curated record.